Anolis carolinensis (green anole) is the source of this 1497-nucleotide messenger RNA. It is a transcript of the gene cdkn1c, whose product is annotated as cyclin dependent kinase inhibitor 1C. The record is from RefSeq and is a predicted model, not a curated record. Lineage: Eukaryota; Metazoa; Chordata; Lepidosauria; Squamata; Anolidae. Gene Ontology annotation, cellular component: nucleus. The transcript is spliced from 3 exons. The coding region runs from base 15 to 767 and encodes 250 amino acids. Gene Ontology annotation, molecular function: cyclin-dependent protein serine/threonine kinase inhibitor activity. Gene Ontology annotation, biological process: negative regulation of cyclin-dependent protein serine/threonine kinase activity; negative regulation of mitotic cell cycle.
UAUUAUGCUAAUCGAUGUUUUGCUCGGGCGCCACUCCGCGUAGAGCUUUAAAAAGCGCAACAGCAACGCAGCGAAGUCGGGAGGGGGAAAUAAGAAGGGUGCGGACGGGCUGUUCGGGCUUUGGAGCGUCUCUUUCUUUUUGGCUUCGUCUGGGGGCCAUGUCGUCGAGCGUGGACCUACCCGCCAGCAGCGCCUGGGCUCUGGAGCGCCUGGCGGCGCGGCGCGCGUUCCCGUCGGAGGCGCGGACGGGCGCGUGCCGGAGCCUCUUCGGCCCCGUGGACCACGAGCAGCUCCGCCGCGAGUUCCGGGGCCAGCUGCGCCAGAUCCGCGAGGAGAGCCAGCGCCGCUGGGAGUUCGACUUCGCCGCGGGCGCGCCCCUCCCGCCCGGGCACCAGGCGCGCUUCCAGUGGGAAGAAGUGGACGCCGCCGCCCUGCCCGCCUUCUACCGGGAGACCCUGCUGCCCGGGGCCGCCCGCCGCCUCCUCCGGCGUAAGAGCAAGGCGCCCGCGGAAGGGGAAGAAGAGGAGCAGGAGCGGGAGGAGCCCGCCACUCAGCCCGAGAGCGACGCUCCGCCGCUCGGCGCGCUCAGCCACGAAGGAGCGGAGAGCGGCUGCUACUCAGGGAUCCUCCUCAAGCCUCUCCCGGGGUCCGCCAAGAGGACGAGGAUCGCCCACAUCACCGAUUUCUUCGCCAAGCGGAAAAGAGUGGCCGCGGACUCCAGCAGCGCGUUGGCCUUGGAGCAGACGCCCCGGAAAAGGCUCCGAUGAACGAGAUUUUGCACUAUAGGACACCGAAGUGAGUGAUUGUUUCCUUGGAAACGCCAGAGCUGGAGCAAAGGCCCCUUCCUCUCCCCACACGUCAAAGGGACCCACUGGGAGGGAAGGAGAGCGGAGCGUGACGGAGACCUUCCUCCUCUCCCAUUCGUCCCCCAGAAGGAACUGCUUGUACCUCCAUGUAGCAAAAGUGGCAGACCUGCAAGCCACCUGACGGAGCAGUGUUAAUUUACAACUGUGCAAUGUAUUACGUUUUAUAUAUAUUAAAAAUGUAUUAUGCCUAAUGUGAGUACACUGGCCAGAAGUGUAAAAGCUUUAAAAGUCACUUAUAUAAAUGUUUAAUCUCUGCUGAUUUUUCAGUGCAAAACAAAUUGUAUAUUUGUACAAAAAAUACAAACAACUUAAGAGUUCUACUAACUUAUAUUUUCUAUUUAUGUCAGAAGGUGGAUAACUUUGGUUGAAGCCUUGUAGUCUAUUCUGUGUUUUUUUUCUUAUUUGGUUAAGCCAAAGGGCACUAUAUAUUUGCUUUUUUUUGUUAUUUACAAAAAUGUAAAUUUAUUUUUAUAGUGGGGUUUUUUUGCAUUCACAAAAUGUAGCUAUGAAUCAAAAUUACUUUAGUUAUUACUUGAAAAAAAUCUGGUAACAAUGGUUCCUGAGCCAGUCUGUACCACUGCCAUUGCCAAUUUAUGCCACAAUGUUAAAAAUAAAAAAGGAAUCAAAUGAC